Messenger RNA from Salvelinus fontinalis (brook trout), 6132 nucleotides. RefSeq names its product upstream-binding protein 1-like. The transcript is spliced from 16 exons. Gene Ontology annotation, biological process: regulation of transcription by RNA polymerase II. The record is from RefSeq and is a predicted model, not a curated record. Gene Ontology annotation, molecular function: RNA polymerase II cis-regulatory region sequence-specific DNA binding; DNA-binding transcription activator activity, RNA polymerase II-specific. Gene Ontology annotation, cellular component: nucleus. NCBI's taxonomy places the organism in Eukaryota, Metazoa, Chordata, Actinopteri, Salmoniformes, Salmonidae. Bases 101 to 1750 code for a protein of 549 amino acids.
CCACCAGCAGUGGUUUAUUAGCCUGCUAGCUGCGGUCCCGUCCCCGGAGACAAAUCUGGCGGCCCUUCGGCUAGAGGCGGAGGAGAAGGAGCUGGGUACCAUGGCCUGGGUGCUGAAGAUGGACGAUGCCACCAUCGAGUCAGGGCUGGUACACGACUUUGAUGCCAGUCUGUCGGGCAUCGGGCAGGAGCUGGGGGCUGGCGCAUACAGUAUGAGUGAUGUGCUGGCCCUGCCCAUCUUUAAACAGGAAGACUCCAGUCUUCCUUCAGACAGUGAGAGCAGCAGUCUGAACCCUCCCUUCCAGUAUGUUCUCUGUGCUGCCACCUCCCCUGCUGUCAAACUACACGACGAGACGCUCACCUACCUAAACCAAGGCCAGUCUUAUGAGAUCCGUAUGCUGGACAACAGGAAGCUGGAGUUAUCAGAGAUAAACAACAGGAGUGUGAAGAGCAUCGUUAGGGUGGUGUUCCAUGACAGGAGACUCCAGUACACAGAGCAUCGGCAGCUGGAGGGGUGGAAGUGGAAUCGCCCUGGAGACCGUCUCCUAGACAUCGACAUCCCCUUGUCAGUGGGUAUCAUGGAGCCCAAGGCCAACCCCUCCCAGCUCAACGCUGCCGAGUUCCUCUGGGACCUCAGCAGGAGAGCCUCUGUGUUUGUGCAGGUUCACUGCAUCAGUACAGAGUUCACCCCUAGGAAGCAUGGAGGAGAGAAGGGAGUUCCCUUCAGGAUUCAGGUGGACACUUUCAGACAGGGAGACGACGGAGAGUACACUGAACACCUCCACUCUGCUUCCUGUCAAAUCAAAGUCUUCAAGCCAAAGGGGGCAGACAGGAAACAGAAGACGGACAGAGAGAAGAUGGAGAAACGAACGUCUCAAGAGAAGGAGAAGUACCAAUCCUCCUACAACACCACCAUCCUAUCAGAGAUGAGGCUGGAGCCCAUCAUAGAGGAAGCGGGAGACAAUGAGCUGAAGAAGUCCAGCAAGAGGACGCUGCCGGCUGACUGUGGGGAUUCGCUGGCCAAGAGAGGCAGUUGUUCUCCGUGGCCUGAUGCUUACGUCGGCUCUCCCCGGACGGCUGGUCCCUCCUUCACCUCCACACCCCUCUCCACGUACACUGCCUCCUCCGUACCCGACAGUGGCUCAUCGUCACCCAAUCACCAGGCAGACCCUGUCAGCCAAGUCGUCACAGAGCAACUCAGUCCUACAGCCACCAUCCCGGAGACUCAGAAGUGGCUUGUCAAAAACCGCUUCAACAGCUACGCGCGGCUCUUCUCCCACUUCUCAGGUUUUGACUUACUAAAGUUGACCCGGGAUGACCUGGUUCAGAUCUGUGGAGCUGCUGAUGGAAUCAGACUCUUCUACACACUCAGAUCCAGGUCGGUGUGUCCCAGGUUGACCCUCUAUGUGUGUCAGGAGUGUGAGGUAGAGAGCCCCCUGCUGGAGAGACGCAGUGACAGCCAGAACAGAGAGCGCAGUGACACACCUCAUUUAUACGUGUACCAUGCUCUGUACCUGGAGGAGCUGACGGCUGCUGAGUUGAUCAGGAAGAUGGCGUGUGUGUGUAGUGUUCCACUGGGACAGAUCAACCAGGUCUACCGACAAGGACCCACAGGAAUACACAUACUGCUGAGUGACCAGAUGGUUUACAACUUACCGGACGAGAGCUGCUUUCUGAUCGGCACAAUCAAAGAUGAAACGGGGGAGGGCCUCCACCAAAUGGGGGAGGGGCUUCACCUGGUUUUGAAGUAGCCAUAGAGGAUGAGAGUGCGAUGACAUCACUCAACACUCCUCCGUCUGUGUGGAGGGGAGCAGCCUUCAUCCCUCCUUCCAUCCCUCCCUCUCCUAUCGUUCAGAUUGCCGUGUUUAAGGCAGACGGACAGAGAAACUGAACUGCGACCUUGUUAAUGUUAGAAUCUGACAGGGUGUGACCACUGUUUCAUAUUGAAAACACUAUUACUGAGGGGGGGACUUUGUUUAUUCUUAAAUGUUUAUUUUGUUGUACGAGAGGAGGGAGGCUGCCCCCCCCCACACAGAGAGAGAGUCAUAUAGAGGAGGGAGGAGGCUGCCCCCCCCCACCACAGAGUCAUAUAGAGGAGGGAAGCUGCCCCCACAGAGAAAGUCAUAUACAGGAGGAGAGGAGGCUGCCCCCCCACCCCACACAGAGAGUCAUAUACAGGAGGAGAGGAGGCUGCCCCCCCCACCCCACACAGAAAGAGUCAUAUACAGGAGGAGAGGAGGCUGCCCACCCCACACAGAAAGAGUCAUAUAGAGGAGGGAAGCUGCCCCUCAGAGAGAGUCAUAUAGAGGAGGAGAGGGAGGUUGCCCCCCCCACACAGAGAGAGAGUCAUAUAGAGGAGGAGAGGGAGGCUGCCCCCCCACACAGAGAGAGAGUCAUAUAGAGGAGGAGAGGGAGGUUGCCCCCCCACACAGAGAGAGAGUCAUAUAGAGGAGGAGAGGGAGGCUGCCCCCCCACACAGAGAGAGAGUCAUAUAGAGGAGGAGAGGGAGGCUGCCCCCCCACACAGAGAGAGAGUCAUAUAGAGGAGGAGAGGGAGGCUGCCCCCCCACACAGAGAGAGAGUCAUAUAGUGGAGGAGAGGGAGGCUGCCCCCCCACACAGAGAGAGAGUCAUACAGAGGAGGAGAGGGAGGCUGCCCCCCCACACAGAGAGAGAGUCAUAUAGAGGAGAGGGAGGCUGCCCCCCCACACAGAGAGAGAGUCAUAUAGUGGAGGAGAGGGAGGCUGCCCCCCCACACAGAGAGAGAGUCAUACAGAGGAGGAGAGGGAGGCUGCCCCCCCCCCCCCCCCCCCCCCCCCCCACACAGAGAGAGAGUCAUAUAGAGGAGAGGGAGGCUGCCCCCCCACACAGAGAGAGAGUCAUAUAGAGGAGGAGAGGGAGGCUGCCCCCCCACACAGAGAGAGAGUCAUAUAGAGGAGGAGAGGGAGGCUGCCGCCGCCCCCCCCCCCCCCCACACAGAGAGAGAGUCAUAUAGAGGAGGAGAGGGAGGCUGCCCCCCCACACAGAGAGUAUGGGCCACACAGGCAGCACUAUAGGCCUCAGACAUGGCCAGUCAUCAGUCAGUGCUGCUGGACCUCCCUGUGACUCGAACGUGCGGACAAAGGUUCAGGCAGACAGAACCCAGCCGCUAGGGUCUCAUUCGCUCUGACCUGAGACUCGACCACACACACUUUCACGGAAGCAGAGCUGGCGACUAACUAAACCAGAAAAGACUGUCUAGAAUGCGCCGGCCCCGGUCCUUCUGAUCUGUUCCCAGACAACUAGGGAGGACGAGAGUCCACUUAGCCAAUCAAGUAUUGAUUUUGUGGAUUGAUGGAGCUGUUACUCUGUAACAGAAUGUCAACAGGGCCAGUUCUGGUCCAUGUAUCAUAUGAAUCAGGUCUAAUACCAUAAUAUACCCCAGCCUAUUUCAGAGCAGGACCGGCCAUCUCCACUGAAGACCCUGCCUGCAUAGACGUGUCUAAGCAUCAUGGGUACUUCUUUCACUUCACUCAAGUCUCUUCAAUCUCAUUUUUUUACUGUCGCUUUUAUGGCUUUUAGUUUUGUCUUUUGACUGAGACAGUUUCUUUGUUUGGCUGUUGUGUAAGAUGAGAUGUCUCUGGUGCCAUACGUCAAACUGUUCGCUAGGCUCAGUUCGAUUUUUCACAGACACACGGACAGACAGACACACACUGACUGUAAUAGACUAUUGACAUGGAGAGGGGGUGAGGAGGAAGCAUCUCUAGACUAUUGACAUGGAGAGGGGGUGAGGAGGAAGCAUCUCUAGACUAUUGACAUGGAGAGGGGGUGAGGAGGAAGCAUCUCUAGACUAUUGACAUGGAGAGGGGGUGAGGAGGAAGCAUCUCUAGACUAUUGACAUGGAGAGGGGGUGAGGAGGAAGCAUCUCUAGACUAUUGAGAUACAGUCCCUAGUCGGUGCAAGGGGGCAGGGUGGCAUAAAUAAACUCACAGAAAUGGACCAAACUGGUUUGGGAUGAAGUUGACCUUAGAACACGGUUGUGUGUCUUGAAACCAGGGCUGAUCCAAGGCGGGGCCUUCCUUCACCCCUGACAGAAUGGGAUGGAAACCCUGUAUGUGUUGUCAGGUCUGUCCGCUGGUCUGUCCGCUGGCCUGUCCGCUGGCCUGUCCGCUGGCCUGUCCGCUGGUCUGUCCGCUGGUCUGUCCGCUGGUCUGUCCGCUGGUCUGUCCGCUGGUCUGUCCGCUGGUCUGUCCGCUGGCCGUCGUUGACUACUGGCAGUGGAAGUGUGCGUGUUUUUAUUGUUGCAGAAACUAACCUGGUUUGAGCAUGUCAGUAUUUAUCACUGCUUUUGAUCAUGUCAGUAUUUAUCACUGCUUUUGAUCAUGUCAGUAGUUAUUACUGCUUCUACACCUGCAUUACUAGCUGUUUGGGGUUUUAGGCUGGGUUUCUGUACAGCACUUCGAGAUAUUAGCUGAUGUACGAAGGGCUAUAUAAAAAUAAAAUUGAUUGAUUGAUUGAUAUUACUGCUUUUGAUCAUGUCAGUAGUUAUCACUGCUUUUGAUCAUGUCAGUAGUUAUCACUGCUUUUGAUCAUGUCAGUAGUUAUCACUGCUUUUGAUCAUGUCAGUAGUUAUCACUGCUUUUGAUCAUGUCAGUAGUUAUCACUGCUUUUGAUCAUGUCAGUAGUUAUCACUGCUUUUGAUCAUGUCAGUAGUUAUCACUGCUUUUGAUCAUGUCAGUAGUUAUCACUGCUUUUGAUCAUGUCAGUAGUUAUCACUGCUUUUGUUCAUGUCAGUAGUUAUCACUGCUUUUGAUCAUGUCAGUAGUUAUCACUGCUUUUGUUCUGUGGCUUUUGCCUUUUAGUCAAGAGCAUGAGGUUGGGAGGGGGAGGAAGGAAGAUAUUGUUAUUUUAUUUUGUCCGAAAAUAAAUGUAGCCCAGUCCUUUAAAAAUAAAACAUCCCAUAAAUAAAAGACCUAAUCUACUGAAAACCACAAAGUCCAAAUUGAUGUAGUUUUGGAACCACACCCUUCAUGACACCUGAGAGAAAUAAAGUGACUAUUAUUAAUGUUGACUUGAAAACGUGAACCUGUCAGCUACUUCAACAACACCAGGAAGUGAGGAGCACAGGGCCUAUUCAAGAGGGGUGCGUCCUUACAGAACGUUCAGGUAGAAAUGUAUGGUGUUGAACGGAUGUGAUUGGCUGUCUGAAUCCCUAUUCUAUUUCUAUAUGCAACGUCCAGAACAUUUCACAUCACUGAAUACACCCCCAUCUCUACAGACCCUGUGUCACAUCACUGAGAAUACACCCCCAUCUCUACAGACCCUGGGUCUCCUCCAUCUCUACAGACCCUGGGUCUCCUCCAUCUCUACAGACCCUGGGUCUCCUCCAUCUCUACAGACCCUGGGUCUCCUCCAUCUCUACAGACCCUGGGUCUCCUCCAUCUCUACAGACCCUGGGUCUCCUCCAUCUCUACAGACCCUGGGUCUCCUCCAUCUCUACAGACCCUGGGUCUCCUCCAUCUCUACAGACCCUGGGUCUCCUCCAUCUCUACAGACCCUGGGUCUCCUCCAUCUCUACAGACCCUGGGUCUCCUCCAUCUCUACAGACCCUGGGUCAAACACCAAUGUAAUGAAAAGUGACUUCUCUUCUUACCAUCAGUCGUCACCAUUUUCACUUUCCAUUGUUGCCAUACGGGGGGGCAUCUAUCUAGUCAUUUUCUCUUUUCAUUUUUCUUGUUUAUUCCUUGGUAUCUGAUUGGUUGGCACGAGUCCCAUGAAAAGGAGCUGUGGUACUCUGGGUGAAUGGUAAAAAGGUGGCGAGGUUAACACCAGAUGUGACGGUUCAAGCGCAUUGUGAAACUCAAUCAGGAGUCCUAUUGUUCUGAGAUGAAACUAACUCCUGCUUGUUUCUCUCCAUGAAAAAGGAGACGACUCACGAACCUGAGAAGAAUGGCGUGCUUGAGAGUUUGAAAUGUGAUUCCUCAGUUAGACAAUAAAAUGUGAAGGAAAGGGGCGUAGAAAGACUUGAUACUUGUCCUAGUUCUACCUGUCUCUGUGUGUCCCCUGUCUCUCUGUGUAGGUGAGGUCAUGAUCACUGUGUCUGUACAGCUGACAGUCAAACACGUCUGUGCUGAAAAUAAAGUUCCUUCAUAAAGA